Messenger RNA from Cladophialophora yegresii CBS 114405, 306 nucleotides. RefSeq lists its product as uncharacterized. The record is from RefSeq and is a predicted model, not a curated record. The transcript is spliced from 2 exons. Bases 1 to 306 code for a protein of 101 amino acids. Lineage: Eukaryota; Fungi; Ascomycota; Eurotiomycetes; Chaetothyriales; Herpotrichiellaceae.
AUGGUUCACAAGGUCCUCUUCUGGGCCGGUUUCGGAAUCGCCACACGCUUCGCCCAGCUCGGCAUCGAAAUGAGACCGUUCUUCCAACGAGGCACGUUAUGGGUCUACCCCCUCUUCGCGAGCAUUGGAGGAUCGUUUGGAUAUUGGUUGAAGGGUGUGGAGGACCGACAAGUAAAACUGCUACACCAGAGAAAAGAAAUGCUCAUUGAGAAGAGACGGCGAAGAGCAGAGCGGGAAUCUCAAUUUACAGGAGCUGAAGGGCCCCCAGCUAGCGAGCCGGCGGGAAACCUGGCGGCCGCGAGUUAA